AUGCAUCCUAAACCAUCCAAAGGUUGGAUCUCCAACAUGUUCCGCAUGGGCAGCACGCUCGAUGUGAUUACUCUAUUCCACAAGCCCAGCAUCCCGGCGUCGGUCCGGGUAUUGAACCUCCUCAAGCAAGCAUCGGCCCAGGCGAGCGAGACGGCCACGGAAGACCAGGCCUCAGACCACACGCCGCAGAACACCGCGGUCACGCGAGACCCGUUCGAGCUCGAGGUCACCGAGGCCCCGCCGACAUCUGAUCAACUCAAAAGCAUCUUUGAAUACCUGGGCCCCGGGGUUGCUGGAGAACUGGUCAAGGGAGCGGCCAGCCAGAGCGAUGCGUUGCGGAAAAUACAGUCCAAUGGCGAUGCGUUCACUAGACCUGUGGUAGUGGACUGGACCAGAGGAAAAGCCGUCGUGGGCGACAAGGAGAGCGAGAUUUUGAAGUUGUUGAAGGCCGAAAAGGAGAACCAGAACUGA
This is a messenger RNA of Exophiala dermatitidis NIH/UT8656, 471 nucleotides long. RefSeq lists its product as uncharacterized. The transcript has 2 exons. Gene Ontology annotation, cellular component: mitochondrion. NCBI's taxonomy places the organism in Eukaryota, Fungi, Ascomycota, Eurotiomycetes, Chaetothyriales, Herpotrichiellaceae. The record is from RefSeq and is a predicted model, not a curated record. Gene Ontology annotation, molecular function: oxidoreductase activity. Bases 1 to 471 code for a protein of 156 amino acids.